AUGUACCCUGCUCUCGCGAUAUUGUCUCUCCUUGCUCUACGAGAUGCGAUUGCACAGAAACAAGAAGGCGACAGCUGCGUCGAAACCCACACUGGCAUUGUGGGACGCUGCUCAACGCCUGAUAAGUGUAACGCGGCCAGGGACGACUUUCAAUUUAACGGCAUCCGGCCCACCUUCUGCAAGCACUCUUUCGAGCAGGUCUUGGUCUGCUGCAGGGACGGGAGCAGCAUCCUCAGAACAGCCGGCAGCGCAGAUGACGGUGGGGGAACGGCUAAUGACAGCAACGCAGGCUCGGGACGGGUGAGCGAGAGGAAGUGCAAGGAGUACAGCCGGGGGGUGAUGCAGAGGGUGGACUUCAUCCCCCUGGUGCCGGAGCCCGAUGCCCAGACGAUCUCAGCCGCCAACUGCAACUACACGGGCGUCGAGCUCAUAGUAGGCGGGGAGGUGGCAGAACAGGGGGAAUUCCCGCACAUGGCCGCGAUAGGCUGGGCAAACGACGAGGGGGGGUACACGUUCGGCUGCGGCGGGAGCGUCAUCAGCCCCAAGUUCGUGCUGACUGCCGGCCACUGCACCUGGCAGCCGAGGGCCCGCGAGCCGGCGCCGGUGAUAGUGCGCCUGGGGGACCAGAACCUCGACCCCGCCGUGAAAGAUGGCGCCAGCCCCAUAGAGGUGCCCAUCAAAGCGACACACCGGCACCCCGACUACCAGCCGCCGAAGCGGUACAACGACAUCGCACUGCUAGAGUUGGCGGCAGACGUGGACUUCGAGGGCAGCAUCCGCCCCGCCUGCCUGUGGCCCUCGCCGGACUUCGGCGGCCACGAGAGGGCGCUCGCCACCGGCUGGGGGGCGACCCACUCUGAUAACAAAAAACCGUCCAAAGAGCUGCAGAAGGUCUCCCUGACGCUUUUGGAGAACGACCUUUGCGACCAGCUGUUGCAGAACGCCAAGAAUCGUCUGUGGACUGGAUUUGUACCCUCGCAAAUGUGCGCGGGGGAGCUACGCGGUGGCAAAGACACGUGCCAGGGCGACUCGGGCUCGCCUCUGCAAGUGUCGUCCAGCGACAACCAGUGCGUCUUCUACGUCAUGGGCGUGACGUCAUUCGGCCGCGAGUGCGCCCAGAGCGGGCAGCCGGCUAUCUACACCAGGGUGUCCAGCUAUUUGGACUGGAUCGAGAGUGUCGUUGGCCGGGCCAGUGAUUUGCACAUCGGC
Iphiclides podalirius (scarce swallowtail) is the source of this 1209-nucleotide messenger RNA. NCBI's taxonomy places the organism in Eukaryota, Metazoa, Arthropoda, Insecta, Lepidoptera, Papilionidae. The record is from the annotation of a GenBank genome assembly.